AAAGAGCCCUUUAAAGUCCUAGUGUACUAAGGAAGGAGUAUCAAUACAUUUUACCUGCUUAUCGGGGAAAAACUCGGUUGUCCACUUUUGUUUGCCAAGUCCUCACUGUCGGGGACUUGACUCAGAAGUCGUUGCCCCGUUUCCCACUAAAAGCGCCGGCUUCAGGUUCGUCUCAAAAAGACCUUUCCAAGUACCUUUCUGCUUCAUUGGCAGAAGCCCCUCACGAUGCCUCUGAACGACGAGCGUCCCACCUCCACCUCUACGGUGGCCAGCGAGGACCAGAACAGCGACACGGAGUCCUCUGAAAGGUGCGACAGUCUGACCUCGUCCAGCGACGUGGACUGUUCUCGCCAGAGCUUCACCAGCGAUUCGUCCAGCAAACACAACUCUCCUUCCUGCAGCCCACCAAAAACCCUAACGCUUGAUGAGGUCAUGGCCUCGGCUCGGGACCUUUCUAAUCUGAGCCUGGCUCAUGAGAUUGUUGUCAACCGGAACUUCCACCUAGAGCCUCCGGAUCUACCCCAAAAUAGCCUGGAGAAGAGAGUUAAAGAUAUGGUGCACAAGGCCUUCUGGGACUGUCUUGAAACUGAGCUGAAUGAUGACCCUCCCGUGUACGAUUACGCCAUCAAACUCCUGGAAGAGAUCAGAGAUACCCUGCUGUCCUUCCUGAACCCCGGGGCCAAUCGCUUGCGUACUCAGAUCAUGGAGGUUCUGGACAUGGACCUGAUCCGCCAGCAGGCUGAUAACAGUGCGGUUGAUAUCCAGGGCAUUGUGUCUUAUAUCAUCAAUACUAUGGGCAAAUUCUGUGCACCGGUACGAGACGAUGAAAUCAAGAAGCUCAAGGAGAACUCGAGCGACUUAGUAGCGGUGUUCAAGGAAAUCUUCCGGGUGCUGGACCUGAUGAAAAUGGACAUGGUGAAUUUUACCAUCCAGAGCCUCAGGCCAGAGCUUCAGAGGCAGUCGGUAGAGUACGAGAGAGCCAAAUUCCAGAGCAUUCUGGAGAGAACUCCCAGUGCUUUGGACCACACAACCGAGUGGAUCAGAUCUUCGAUAGAGGAGGCCUCGCAAUUCAUGCCACCGGCAGACAAGAGCAGCGAUUCCGGGCAGAGCGGCAGACCUUUACCAGGCCCCACGCUGGUGCUAAAUACAGCCUACGUCAGACUGCUCACCUGGGACGAGAGCAAGGGCCCGUUACCAGAGACCGUGAUGACGGAUGAAGUGAGGUUGCAGGAGAUGCAGCGGUCUCUUCAGCUCUGUCAAGCGGUCGCGUCGGUUCUGCUGAUCGUCUACAGCUCUAUAGGAGGCGCCGUGUCAGGCCUGCCAGCUCUUGUCGAGAGACUUAAAAAGAUGACAGCCGUGCUGCUGGAGGGCAUGCAUAGCACAGACUUUAAUCUGACUGAAGCUCUCGGAAACGUCAGUGUUCAGAUCUGCUGCGAGGUCAACAAGUCUCUGGCUGAAAGAAACUUUCCAGCUCUGCCGGCUGAACUGCAGGAAACUCUGAAGGGCCAGAUCUGUGACAUCACCCAGGAAAACAACCCAAUACGCACUCUUGUUGAGGGAAGGGUUCAGCAGUACUUUAGGGUGGUCCUCGCCUCCACCAGCUCUCACAGAACGCCCCCUCCUGUACCGCCAGGCUUAGGCCUGAUUCAGCCGGAGCUCAUGGGGCUCGGGGUUAGUUUCAUCAACCUCGUCAACUUCAACAAAAAGGUUUACGGCCCUUUCUACGUGAGCAUCCUGAAGAAUCUACUGUUCAUCGACAUGCAAGCACCAACCCAGCAGAACGGGAUCAUACAGGGCCCGCCCAGCAGCCCACUGGAGUCCAAAUAAACCAGGAUGCAUCGUUUACUUGAUUCGUUAUCAUCGCCAGACAUUUCACUCGUGUGUUUCCAAGUGAACUCUUUGACGCCUGAUUUAAGGGAAUCACUGCAGUACGAAGACGACUGAAGAACAACAAUGUGCUAUGGUGCUUAAAAUGGGAAAAUGUUUAUUAUGUUACAAAGAGACUAUGUUCCUUGCCAACUUAUAUUUUUAGCAUCUCUCUAACUGUGGUUUUCACUUGACAGUGUUACUGCAAUAGACAAGCAGUCAUUACGUACAGUAUAUUGAACGUGUUUGGGUGCAAGGCAGAAACAUUUCUAUAUUUAGAGUCGCUAAAGACGUAGCCAAAGUAGGCUAAUAUAUUUACCCAGAUCAUUUACAGAUUAUUCAGAAUAUACCCUUUUUAAGGAUACCAGUGUUGCUGUUUCCCACGGCCAUUUUCUAGAUCAUAAAAAAAAAAAAAAUGUUUAUUGGAGCAAUCCGUCAUUGAAAAAGCGAAAUAGUACAUUAUUUUGAAAGUAUUGUAUUACAAAUGACUGUGUGUAUACUUGAAAGAAAAUAUUAUUCUGCGUAAUUUGAAAUGGAAGAAACUUGAAAUUAUAUAAAGAGGGAGAAGCAAAAACUCUGGGAAGAUAAAAAAUUGAACAAUAUUGUUAAAUUAUUAUUUUUGGUCCCGGUAGUGUCAUUUUAUACAGUUACGACUGCAUUAUCAGUUGUCGUCCUUUUUUUAUCCUUUAGACAUCGACAUUUGGAUUAGUUUUGUAUGCUGUUUGUAUCCUUGUGCUUCGGUUACAGGCAUGUUUGUUUUAUUACUGUUGUAUUUGAAAAUUAAGGCGAUUCUCUUAUAUGUUUGUGUUCUUAUGUUAAUUGUUUUAUUCAAACUAUUACCAAACCGCAUAGAUCAAGACCCUUGUUUUGUUGGUGACUAUUUUUACCUUUGUGACAAGCGAAUGAAUGACACCUUUGUGUGGAAAGCCUUUGUUUUAACCACCACAGACCUUCAUUUUAGCAAUUUUUGCAAUAUAUGUAUUGUUUGUUUUUAAGAACCUUGUAAGAACAACAAAAUAUACGUAGUGUGACAAGCACUAAAAAAAAUAAUAAAAGAAAGUGUGAAAAACUA
Messenger RNA from Puntigrus tetrazona (Sumatra barb), 2938 nucleotides. It is a transcript of the gene tcp11l2, whose product is annotated as t-complex 11, testis-specific-like 2. Gene Ontology annotation, biological process: signal transduction. The record is from RefSeq and is a predicted model, not a curated record. Lineage: Eukaryota; Metazoa; Chordata; Actinopteri; Cypriniformes; Cyprinidae. The transcript has 10 exons. The coding region runs from base 226 to 1827 and encodes 533 amino acids.